This is a messenger RNA of Emiliania huxleyi CCMP1516, 2110 nucleotides long. RefSeq lists its product as hypothetical. Bases 109 to 1905 code for a protein of 598 amino acids. Gene Ontology annotation, biological process: regulation of DNA-templated transcription. The transcript has a single exon. Lineage: Eukaryota; Haptophyta; Isochrysidales; Noelaerhabdaceae. Gene Ontology annotation, molecular function: DNA-binding transcription factor activity, RNA polymerase II-specific; zinc ion binding. The record is from RefSeq and is a predicted model, not a curated record.
UUGGCCCGUCUCCCGUCCCCGUCGCCACCUCCCGUGUCCGUCUCCACCUUGGACCUCCCGUCUCCACCUUGGGAGAGGCAGCUGCCCAGUUCUCGGUAGCACGCACGCAUGCCGCUCAACGCCCUCUGCAAGUGCUGCCGCCAGAGCCGCACCAAGUGCGACAUGAUCCAGCCGGACGGGACGGUGCGCGAGUGCUCCCGCUGCAAGAGGCUCGGCCUACUGUGCAUCCCCGAAGAGGACAGGCGCAAGCUCGGCAAGGGCCGCAGCAAGGGCCAAAAGGCGACGGUGGAGCUCUCCUCGCGCACCAUCGCGGAGCAGGGAGGGGCGCUGCUUCCGACUGACUUCGGGCCGGCCCUCGUGUCUGCCGCCACGCUUUCCAAGUGCUCCUCUUCGGCUGGCUGGCACCCGUCCAUCUGCGAGCCGGCGCAGGUCCCCAUCCAGGUCUCCGUGUCCGUGUCGACCGCCGACGAGGCCGUGGAGCUCGGCAGGAUCUUUGGCCAGAUGGCCUCCUACAUGACAAAGCUGCUCGUGAUGGCCUGCUCGCACGGCAACCGUCUCUCUGACCGCAACGUGCUGAUGGGAGCGCUGCACGUCGUCCUCGACGUCGCGGAGAAGCGCAACUGCUGCUCCCUGACGGCCUUUGCGAUGCGGUCGGCCCACCAGCUCGGCUUCAAGAUGUCGGACAUCCAGCUCAAGGAGGGGGCCGUCUAUACAUCUCCCCUCCCCCUCUCCGUCCCGGACGUCGUCAUGGACCUCUUCAGCUCGCCCUGCCUUGUCUUUGCCCGCAUGUUCGACGGGACCAGCUAUCGAAACGCGCCCAACGCCCACCUCACGGAGCACCUCGGAUUUCUCUCCGCCGACAAGGUGGUCCCCCACGCCAUGAAAUCGGCCGCCGGACCCCCGCAGCUGCUCAACCUGCUCCUCGAGAAGGAGGCGGAUCGGCAGCGGCUGCUGAAGGCCUUUGCCGAGGCGCUGAGCAUGCCGCUGUCGCCCGUCGAGUCCAAGCAGGAGGGCGUCACGGUCACGAUGGGCCAGGUGCAGAUCGACGGACCGUUCGUGCUCAAGAUGAGGCGGGGAAGCCAGUUCGUGCAGGGCCUCUCGAAGCUGGGCGUCGCGCUCGAGCUCGGUGCCGAGUCGGACGAGGUGGCGGUCUCCUUCACGGGCCACGUGCGGCGCGUGCUCGUGCGCGAGGCUGGGAGCAGCCGCAUCCCGUGCAGCUUCUUCAUGAGCGCUUUCUCGCCGUUUGGCGCCGACGGAGGGGGCGUACUCCAGGUCCGCGACAGCGGCCGCCCCGGCCAGCUAAAGCGGCCGCUGGAGGCUCCGCGCGCCCCACCCGCCCCGUCGUGCGCGCCUCUUUCGCCUCCCUCGACGCCGCCCGCGCCCCUGUGUGCCGUCGGCGUCGCCUCGCCGGAGAAGCACCCGCGGAGGUCGACCGGCCCUCGAUCGCGCGCCUCGUGGACGCAAUACAUCGCCACGGCGCCGGCCGCGGCGCCGCCCGGCCCCUCCUCCGCCGUGAGCGCGAUCACGAGCCACCCCAGGUUCGAGGAGGUGAAGGGAGAGCUUCUGGGCGGCGCAUCCCCGGAGCAGGUGGUGAUGGGCCUCACGGGGAGCGCGCCGGAGCUGGCGCAGCUCAUCAUCGCCAACCAGGACACCGUCAAGGCGCUGCUCCUGAAGGGAGGUGCGGGCGCGGGCGCGGGCGCGGGCGCGGGCGCGGGUGCGGGUGCGGGUGCGGGCGCGGGCGCGGGGGGCGACAAGAUUGACGACUCGUGCGACGGCCAGCUGUCAUCUGUGAGCGAGGAGGAGCUGUGCGCCAUGAUCGACGACGAUGUGAUGGCCGAUUGCGCGCGUUGCGUCCAGCUCUGCGGCGGCGAAUCGCUCAUCUCAGAGGUGCUCGCGCUGAUCUGAGUGCGAGCCUCGGUGUACAGGUUUCAUCGUGUCCAUUAUGCGCUGUCUGCCUUGCUGUCUGCCAGACUUAGUCUGCGCGUCCCUCCCUGCGCGCUGUGCUCGAGGCGCUGUGGUCAUUGUGUACACGUUCUUACCCUGUGUGCUGUGCUCUUAGUAGGAAAAGGAAAAGAAAAAUCGUAAGCCUAGCUCAAAAGAAAAGCAAAAA